Molecule: messenger RNA, 1295 nt
Organism: Neogale vison (American mink)
Lineage: Eukaryota; Metazoa; Chordata; Mammalia; Carnivora; Mustelidae
Gene: LAYN
Product: layilin
Exons: 5
Coding region: 80-796 (238 amino acids)
Molecular function (GO): hyaluronic acid binding
Source: RefSeq, a predicted model, not a curated record
GAUUGGGCUCAGGAGGCAUGAAGAGAAGCAAAGCAAUAGCACAGCCUGCCAGGACCUUUACGCGUGGACGGAUGGCAGCAUGGCAACAUUCAGGAACUGGUACGUGGAUGAACCUUCGUGCGGCAGCGAGGUCUGCGUGGUCAUGUACCAUCAGCCAUCGGCACCUGCUGGCGUCGGGGGCCCCUAUAUGUUCCAGUGGAAUGACGACCGGUGCAACAUGAAGAACAAUUUUGUUUGCAAAUAUUCCGAUGAUGAAAGAACAGAGCCAGUGACACCCAUGCUUCUGGAAGAUACGGGCAAAGAAGAUGCCAGAGAGACAUUUAAAGGAAACGACGAAGCCGCCUUGAAUCUUGCUUACAUUCUAAUCCCCAGCACCAUCUUUCUCCUGGUGGUCAUCACGGUUGUCUUUUGGGUUUGGAUCUCUAGAAGGAGGAAACGGGAGCAGCCAGGCCCCAGCACCAAGGAGCCGCACACCAUCUGGCCCUCUCCUCACCAUGGGGACAGCCCAGACCUCGAGGUUUACAACGUCAUACGAAAACAAAGUGAAGCCGAUUUAGCUGAGACCCGGCCCGACCUGAAGAACAUCUCAUUUCGAGUGUGUUCGGGCGAAGCCACUCCCAAUGCCAUGUCUUGUGACUAUGACAACAUAGCUGUGGACCCCUCCGAAAGUGGAUUCGUGACUCUGGCGAGCUUGGAGAGUGGCUUUGUGACCAAUGACAUUUACGAGUUCUCCCUGGACCGAACGGGGAGGAGCAAGGAGUCUGGAUGGGUGGAAAAUGAUAUAUAUGGUUAUUAGGACACAUGAGAAACACUUGAAUGAACAGGAAUGGGAAAGAAAAGGGGAGCAAACUUCUCCUGUUUUCUAUGAGGAGAAGACUCAGAAAGUCCAUGAAAAUCUCUGAUCAGGUCAUGGGGAUGAGCAUGUGAUCUCCAUUAGCCUCUGUUGGAUCCCCAAGUUUGGCCAGAUCCCCUAUCCCCGAUUCUCCCCCAGAUCAACCUUAGGAGAAAGCCUUGCCCAUGGUCAGACAUGUAGUAGAAAAUGCCAGUUGAUGGGUUACUUCUGACUUUCAAGGGACCGUGCUUUCCAUGGCAGGGAGAGGGUUGUGGCUGCGGGACUCAGAAGUCCCACCUCUGGGUUCUCUGUUUCUUACUCUGUACAGCAGCACGUACAAUCACAGCGAGACAGAAAUUACUGACUCUUUGCAAAGCCCACGUCCUCUGGCAUCGGGCUGGCCUGUGCGUCGGUAAUUCUAAGGUCCGUUUUUUUUUCAAAGAAUCAAAUCCAAUCAAAAGCA